AUGGGCGUGGACGCAAAACAAGAAGCAUCUUCUAACGAUGAAAAUCGACCUGUGAAUGUGUCUCCCAACACAGUAACCAGUAGUGGUUUCAAUGGACGGAAUUCCGUGGAUGAUCGUGGUCGUUGUGACCCGCUAGAUAUUGCGAAGACUACUCCUAAAUUGAACUCCGAAGAUUCACAGCCCAAUUGCUCAAUGAAGCCCGUGCCUACUGAAAUUGUCUCUAAGAAGCCAUGUGAAGUGGAAAUGCAUGGAUGUGGAAAGGCUAAUGUGCCAAAUUCCUCUGCAGAAGAUAAUAGCAAUCAGAGGUUGAUGUCUUUACAAGAGUACCUUCAGAAGUCUGCUGAAGAUGCUGAUGGUAAAGAAGGAAACCAAAGGAUGAGCAUGAAGAGAAAGCGCCCAUUGGACAAUGAGAAAGUUCUGGAGAAUAGAGAGAUAGCAUAUGAUGGGAGUCUUGUUGGUUCCAAGGUCAAAGUUUGGUGCCCAUUGAAUAGUGUAUUUUAUGAAGGUGUAAUAGAAUCCUUCGAUGAUGUUAAAAAGAAGCACAAGGUUUUAUACACUAGAGGAGAUGAAGAAGAACUGAAUCUUAAGAAGGAACAAUGGGAAAUUGACUUCGACAAAUCUUCUAACACUUUUUGCAUUGCCACUUAA
Molecule: messenger RNA, 648 nt
Organism: Ipomoea triloba (trilobed morning glory)
Lineage: Eukaryota; Viridiplantae; Streptophyta; Magnoliopsida; Solanales; Convolvulaceae
Exons: 6
Coding region: 1-648 (215 amino acids)
Biological process (GO): mitotic sister chromatid cohesion; DNA repair
Cellular component (GO): chromatin; nucleus
Source: RefSeq, a predicted model, not a curated record